Olea europaea var. sylvestris is the source of this 1872-nucleotide messenger RNA. RefSeq lists its product as uncharacterized. The transcript has 2 exons. The record is from RefSeq and is a predicted model, not a curated record. Bases 499 to 1602 code for a protein of 367 amino acids. NCBI's taxonomy places the organism in Eukaryota, Viridiplantae, Streptophyta, Magnoliopsida, Lamiales, Oleaceae.
AACAAAGUUCCACCCCACCCCACCUCUCUCUACGAAGACUUGUCCUAUUCUCCUCACAUUGUUUUCUCUCUUUGACCCCUUCUCUCUCUAAAAUACUGUUUUUCUUCGAAUUUCUUCUUUUUCUUUCUCACAAGUGGUUUUUGGUGACUUUCACAUUCGAGGUUUCAGCUCUCCAGAUCGUUGCUGUUGUUUGGCAAGAUCCUUCAUUCUAAGUUAUGAAAAUUAUUCUUCAAAGCUUUGAUUGUUUAUAAGUAGGUUUGAAACUGAAAUCUGGAAGUUGCUUAGUCUUAGCCGUUGUCGAUUGCAAGGUCAGAAAGUUAAUAGGAGUAUCUAAUUGAUCUUCCAAAUGAGUCUGUACAGUUAAUAGGAGCCUUGCACCAUCUUUUUCCAAAUAUGCUCAGCGUGCUUUCAGUCAUUGAGAAGGAAUUCUGUACUCAAUAGAGGAUAUUCUUGUGUCCAUGCUGGCGGAGAGCAUGCGUGGAAUCUGUAAUUUGGCUAAUGCCCCAGACAAGAGUUGUUGCUGAUGCACUUGGUGUGGUGACUAUUUGCCUUGUUGGUGCUCUGGUCCUUCUGGGUUUAUUUUGCACCAUUUAUUCAUUUUACUUCCACAAUCGUAUCCGUGGUCAUGGUCUUAUCCGGCUCAAUUAUUUUAGCGCUCCUUGGAUCAUCAGAAUUUUAUUAAUCUUUUUUGCAGUCUGGUGGGGUGCUGGAGAAAUUAUUCGGUUGAAUUUUUUAAGACGUGACGGUAGAGUCUUGGAUGCCCUCAAUUUGAAAUGGCAAGAAACUGUUUGCAAAUGCUACAUUGUUUCAAACCUAGGGUUUGCCGAACCAUGCUUGUUUCUCACCCUCAUAUUUCUUCUUCGAGCUUCUUUACAGAGGUCUGGAACUUUAAGCCAGAAAUGGAAUGCAAAAACAGCUGGUUAUGUUCUUCUUUGUUGUCUCCCGAUGUUUGUUCUUCAGCUCAUAGUUAUUUUAAUUGGACCAGAGUACAACAAGGAGAAUCGCUGGCACAAACUACCACCUUAUUUCAUUAAAGCAGCUGCUUCAUCUAAGACAAAGGACAAUGACAGCGUUGCCCUCUGCACUUACCCACUGUUGAGUACCAUCUUCCUUGGACUUUUUGCCACCUUUCUAACUGCGUACUUGUUCUGGCUUGGGAGGCAAAUUCUUCAUUUGGUCAUCAACAAAGGUUUGCAAAAGAGAGUGUAUGCUUUAAUCUUUUCUGUUUCUAGUUUUCUUCCGUUGAGAGUUACUCUUCUUGGUUUAACAGUCCUAUUUGAGCCAGAAAAACUUUUGUAUGAUGCCAUUGCAUUCUUGGCAUUUCUUUCCCUUCUAUGUUGUGCGGGGGUAGGUCUCUGCACGCUUGUGUACCUUCCUGUUGCGGAUUCUUUAGCCUUAAGGACUCUACAGAGAGAUAUAGAGGCUAGGAGGACUAGUGACUUCUACAACGACACCAUUUCACUAAUUGCUAAUCAAAGCCCUCAAGAAAGUGUGAUGAGAAUUCCCAUGGGGAGCUCGGAUGCUCCAAUUUCUUUCAGCACAACAGAAAAUGAUGCAGUAGCCUUCGUUGAACUGAGUCGUUUCACUUUUAUUCAGCAUUGACUGCACCAGUUUAUGGAUCCUAAAUGCUACUUAGAAGUAAGGUAACAAACAUUUUUGCAGGGAAGCAAGACUGUAUGUAAAUUAUUUGGUUUGUAUUUUGGUUUGGUUUUUGAGAUAUAUAGUGGUUUGCCUGUUUACCCACCAUAUAUUUUCCGGGUGGAACUAUAUCUACAUAUCCUAAUUCUGUUCUUAUUACAAUUUGCAAUUUUGUUGACAAUUAAGGUUGUUUUCCCUUUCUGAUUGCGGUCCUAAUGGAUUUUACUUCAGAUA